Messenger RNA from Oreochromis niloticus (Nile tilapia), 569 nucleotides. RefSeq names its product C-X-C motif chemokine 10. Gene Ontology annotation, cellular component: extracellular region. Bases 173 to 493 code for a protein of 106 amino acids. NCBI's taxonomy places the organism in Eukaryota, Metazoa, Chordata, Actinopteri, Cichliformes, Cichlidae. The transcript is spliced from 4 exons. Gene Ontology annotation, molecular function: chemokine activity. The record is from RefSeq and is a predicted model, not a curated record. Gene Ontology annotation, biological process: immune response.
ACAGGAAAGAUUACGUAUGCAGCCAAAGUAAAAGUAUUUAAGAGCCCACUCUGAGUCGAAUCCUCACAGCACUCCUGUCAACAAUCAGUCUUUAAUUGUUGCUAGUCUUUCUCUGGCUGCAUUAUUAUCUUUGCUGCACGUUUUCAGCACCGGUGUCAUCUUGAAAACAACAAUGUCCACCCUCAUCAAAGUGUUUCUGCUCCUGGCUGUCAUGGUCUGCAUCUCCCAGGCCCAACUCAAACAAGCAGGACAACAGUGUCUGUGUCACCGUGUCAGGAAUCGUAUCGGCGUGAAGUCUGAAAUAAAGGACGUACAGAUCUACCCAGCAACCAUAUUCUGCAACAAAGUGGAGAUUCUCGUUACCUUCAACAGUGGUCUCCGCUAUUGCUUGAACCCCGAGCUGAAAAACGUGAAAAGACUCGUGACUAACAUCAUGGAUAAAAAGCAGAAGACCACUUCCUCCCCAGUGGAACCCUCCACAGCUGCCAUGUGAUUGUCUUUUAAGCUGCCUGAAAGAAAAAGCACCUCAUACGACCUCUGAACCCUCAACAAAGUCACUUUGACAAAAA